This is a messenger RNA of Verticillium nonalfalfae, 3063 nucleotides long. It is a transcript of the gene CYM1, whose product is annotated as Mitochondrial presequence protease. The record is from RefSeq and is a predicted model, not a curated record. Gene Ontology annotation, molecular function: metal ion binding. Bases 1 to 3063 code for a protein of 1020 amino acids. NCBI's taxonomy places the organism in Eukaryota, Fungi, Ascomycota, Sordariomycetes, Glomerellales, Plectosphaerellaceae. Gene Ontology annotation, biological process: protein processing. The transcript has 2 exons. Gene Ontology annotation, cellular component: mitochondrial matrix.
AUGCUGCGCAACACGGCCAAGAACGCGGCUAGCGUUGCUAGCACAGCUCGCGCAGCUGUCACCGAGCUCGCACAGUACCCCAAGGCCGGCGAGAAGCUUCACGGCUUCACCUUGCUGCGGUCCAAGCAUGUGCCUGAGCUGAAGCUGACGGCCCUGCACCUGCAGCACGACAAGACUGGCGCCGAUUACCUCCACAUCGCCCGAGACGACAGCAACAAUGUCUUCUCCAUCGGCUUCAAGACGAACCCGCCGGACGACACUGGUGUGCCUCACAUCCUCGAGCACACAACGCUCUGUGGUAGCCAGAAAUACCCCAUCCGCGAUCCGUUCUUCAAGAUGCUUCCGCGAACUCUUUCCAACUUCAUGAACGCCUUCACCGCAUCCGACCAUACAUUCUACCCGUAUUCGACGACAAACGCGCAAGACUUCAAGAACCUCAUGUCUGUCUACAUGGACGCCACGCUCCACCCGCUUCUGAAAAAGACCGACUUUACCCAGGAAGGCUGGAGAAUAGGGCCCGAGAAUCCACAGGCGAUGCAAACUGCUGAGGCCACGCCCGAGGACAGCAAGCUCGUCUUCAAGGGCGUUGUCUACAACGAGAUGAAGGGUCAGAUGUCCGAUGCCGGGUAUCUGUUCUACAUCCGUUUCCAGGACAGGAUAUUCCCCGACAUUAACAACUCCGGUGGCGACCCGCAGAAGAUCACCGACCUGACGUACGAGCAGCUAUCGUCAUACCAUGCGCAGCACUACCAUCCCAGCAACGCCAAGCUCUUCACCUACGGCGACAUGCCUCUGGCUGACCAUUUGCAAGAGGUUGACGCGCGCUUGAAGGUGUUCGACCGGAUCGCCGAGGACACGCUUGUUCACAGCCCUAUCGAUCUCAGCAACGGGCCGCAGGAGCACAUUGUCGAGGGACCCCUGGAUCCCCUAGUUGCCGCGGACAAGCAGUUCAAGACGUCCGUUUCCUGGGUUAUGGGAGAGACUUCGGACGUCGUUGAGACAUUCUCGCUGUCGCUCCUCUCAACCUUGCUCAUGGACGGCUACGGUUCUCCUCUUUACAGGGGCUUGAUCGAAUCGGGUCUCGGAACCGACUUUAGCCCCAACGCUGGCUAUGAUGGUUCUGGCAAGCUGGGCAUCUACUCUGUUGGUUUGACAGGCGUUCAGGAGGCCGACGUCCCCAAGUUGAAAGAUGAGAUUCAGCGUAUCCUCAAGGAGGCCCGCCAGAACGGGUUCGACCGCACCAAAAUUGACGGCUCUCUGCACCAGCUCGAGUUGGCACUCAAGCACAAGACUGCCAACUUUGGCAUGUCUCUGCUCCACAGGCUUAAGCCCAAGUGGUUCACCGGAGUCGAUCCCUUCGAUUCGCUCGCCUGGAGUGACACCAUCUCAGCAUUCGAGGCCCGACUGGCUGAAGGCGACUACCUUGAGAGGCUGAUCGACAAGUAUUUGUUGAAUGACAACACCUUGACAUUCACCAUGACGCCUUCAGCUACUUUCAGCGAAGACCUCGCUGCCGAGGAGAAGACGAGGCUGGCCUCAAAAAUUGAGGAAGCGACGAAGAAGGCAGGAGGCGAGGCCGAAGCCCGUAAGCAGUUCGAAGAGCGCGAGCUGGAGCUGCUUGUCGAGCAGGGCAAGUCGAAUACUGAGGACCUCUCCUGCCUGCCCACCGUCCACGUCAAGGACAUCCCUAGGAGCAAGGAGCCGGUCGUGGUGCGCGAUGACAGCACCAAUGGCGUCAAGACGCAGUGGCACGAGGCCCCGACCAACGGCCUCACCUACUUCCGCGCCGUCAACACGAUCGAAAACCUCCCCAACGAGCUGAGAGAGCUGAUUCCCCUGUUCACGGACAGCAUCAUGCGUUUGGGCACCAAGGACACGUCUAUGGAGCAGCUGGAAGACCUGAUGAAGCUCAAGACUGGCGGCAUGUCGGUCGGCUACCACUCCACCCCUUCGCCUACCGACUUCCAGCACGCUACCGAGGGCUUCAUCUUCGCAGGCAUGGCACUGGACCGAAAUGUCCCUGCCAUGUUCGAUCUUCUGCGUAAGCUGAUCCAGGAAACCGACUUUGACAGCCCCGAGGCCGGUCAAAGGAUCAGGCAACUCCUACAAGCUUCGGCAGACGGUGUCGUGAAUGACAUCGCCUCGUCCGGUCACCAAUUCGCGCGUGGGGUUGCCGAAUCCGGUCUGACGCGUAACGCUUGGCUCCGGCAGCAGAUUGGCGGCCUCUCCCAGGUGAAGCUUGUUACUUCGCUGGCCAACCGGCCCGAGUCGGAUGGGCUGGUUGAUGUGAUCGACAAGCUCAAGAAGAUCCAGCAGCUUGCUCUAGCCGGCGGAAACAUGCGCACCGCUCUGACCUGCGGCUCCGAGAGCGUGGGAGCCAACACGUCGGCCCUGGGCAAGUUCUUGUCGUCCGUGCCCCAGAGCACCGUGUCCCUGCCGGCAACGCAGCCAACAAGCUUUGCCCGGGAUGCCAAGUCGUUCUACCCCCUGCCUUACCAGGUGUACUAUGGCUCGCUCGCCCUGCCCACCACCUCGUACACUUCGGCCGAGGGUGCGCCGCUGCAGGUGCUGGCACAGCUGCUUACCCACAAGCACCUCCAUCACGAGAUUCGCGAAAAGGGCGGCGCGUACGGCGGUGGAGCGUACUCGCGCGCCCUCGACGGCCUCUUCGGCUUUUACUCAUACCGCGACCCCAACCCGCAAAACACGCUCUCCAUCAUGCGUGGCGCCGGGCAGUGGGCGGUCGACAAGUCGUGGGCCGACAGGGAUCUCGAGGAGGCCAAACUGUCCAUCUUCCAGAGCGUGGACGCGCCCCGCUCGGUCAACGAGGAGGGCAUGGGCCGUUUCCUGUCUGGCAUCACCGACGAGAUGAAGCAGACGCGCCGCGAGCAGCUGCUCGACGUGACGAAGGAGCAGGUGCGCGCCGUGGCGCAGAAGUACCUCGUCGACGGCCUCAAGAAGGAGGAGGAGCGGGUGGCUUUCCUCGGCGAGAAGAGAGCUUGGGUUGACGGAUCCUGGAAGGUCCAAGAGAUGGACAUUCAGGGGGCCGAGGAGCUCGACUAA